AUGAAUCAUCGGGAUCAAUCUGAAAUGGCUUCUGGUAAUUCUUACCCUUCUCCAAAUGGAGGGCAGAUGGCUCAGGGUGCGAUGCCGUACUACAACCGCCAAAUGGACGAGCUCCUGACUGCGGAGCUGUCGCGCGACUCUGCUUCUGGCAUGGGCGAUGGCUCUGGGAACGGGGUUCAUCAUAGCCAGGGAAUGGUCCUGGGUUCCUCAGGCGCUGGUGAGCUUGGCCGUCCUUCUUCCGAAGACCACGGUCAUCAACACAUGAUCCAAUUUACUCCGAGUCAACAAGUCGGCGUAGACCCAAACCACGAUUUGAGCUAUGGCGAGCAGAGCGCGCGCAAGCGCUCCAAGAUCUCUCGUGCCUGCGACGAGUGUCGGCGUAAGAAGGUCCGGUGUGAUGCGAGUUCGGAAAAUGGCCUUGAUACUUGUUCAAAUUGUCGACGUCUUGGUGCUGUUUGUCAAUUCAGUCGCGUGCCGAUGAAGCGCGGACCGAGCAAAGGCUACAUCAAAGAACUCGCUGAGCGCCUGCAUACUCUCGAGAGUCAGAUGCAACCCGGCAUCGGUCAACCCGAUGUGCAAUACCAAUCCAUGAACGAUCUGCCCCGAACCUACCAAGACUUCGAAUCGCCAGUAGAGUCCGGCUCUGCCACUCGCAAGCGAACGUUCUCGGUGUUUGAAGGCCUUCCAAGUUCAUCUUUCGCCCAGCCGACCUUCAACCCGCGCGGAUCGCAAAGUGCUUUCGAGCCCGAGUCGACAGCAGACCCAUACAAUGCUUCAGCGACCGCCGAUGGAGCCACGAAGCCCAGCAACCCCUUCUGGAACCCGAGUGGCAAUGAGCAGGACCUUCCAAGUGGUCUUGAGCUGGCCGAUUUGCCCCGUCAUGAAAGUGCCGAUGACAUGACACCCGUGAACCUCGACGAAGGUGCCCUUGACGCUUACUAUCAAAAGGUGCACCCUCUUCUGCCGAUUCUUCCGCACACCCGCCAGCGCACAUUGGAACUUCUUCAUCAAUGCAACCGCGAGGUCCAAGAGACCUUUUGCUACGCAUUGUACACUGUCACCCGCACCGACACUACUCGUCUUGCCGGCAAUUUUGAGAAGGUCACAUCAUUCGACAAUGCGCAGGAUCUUCUGCUGUAUUACACCAAGCAGCCGUUGAUUGUCCAUUCCACGGCAGUCAAUUUGAUCUGGCUUCAAACAUUACUGUUUAUGAUCAUAGACUGUGAUUCUCGCGGUCCGGACAACUUUGUCCUCAAGGACGGACUUCCUAAACACACGCUUGUCCAGGCUGCUAGUAAACUGGGCUAUGACUUGGCCAAGAGCCAGGGCCAGCUCAAGAGCAAGCGGGUCUCGGAUCCUGAUAUCGAUUCAGAUGCUAAUCUGACUCGCCGCAAUUGGGUCUCAUUGAUCAUUUUGAACCGGUGGUAUGCGAUCAGUGUGGCAGAUGCGACUGUCAUUGGGGGCGGCCAGGAGAUCGGAGGACGUGAAGAUGAGAGGGUUGUCGGACAGAUCACCACUGGAAUUGCCUCAUUCUCUACUUUCCUUUCAGAGCUUGUUACCCUGGCUACUGUCGAGCACAAUGUCUGUCAAACCAACACUGGACUCGGCCGGAUGGUCGGCGCCAACCUUGUUGCGUCUCUUGAACGUCUGGCCGAGAUGGAGGACAUUUUCAACGUCCAGGAGCUGCCAGAGCAUGCCCGAUCGCUCUUCGAGAGUCUCCAGUCCCAGCUCUACUGGACCGUGCGUCUUCUCAUCAAGCGCCAUGUUUUCGUCUAUAGCCCUUAUGAGAUUAUUUACUGCGCUCGCGAAGUGGUCAGCGAGCUCCACCGCGCAACCCUCCAGCAACGACUCGCAACACCCUUCGACCUGCACAGCCUAGCCCUCGCAUCCAUGACCCUCCUCGAAGCCACCGUCCUGCCCGAGCACGCGGAGGAGUGCUGGGAGUCUCUGGCCAAGGUCGAAGAAAUCCUCGACAGUCACGCCAAACUGGCAUCUGAGAGUUCCGAGUUCGGCUACAUCUUUGGCACCCCCGGCUGGGACAACAAGAUUCGAGUCUUCCUCGAAUGGCGCCGCGCCAAGUCCCAGGAGAGUGAGCUCCAGGGUGCCGUCAGCGGCGAGAAGCGGGCGGGCUCGAGUGUGCCUCCCUUAAUGGGUCCCAACGAGCAGCGCUCUCUGCAGCAUCUCGCUGAUUUGGCGGUUGCGGCCGAUGGCUCUGUCAACCAAAACCCCUCCACUCCCCCCAGCCUUGGCGUUGAGGGUGAUGCUGAGGACCCUAGCCUGGCGCCUCAGCUGUCUCAGCCACACGGGACUGGUCGUGUCGUGGUUGAUUUCACGAUGCUCACCAAGGAGGGAUAUCUGAAUGUCUUCUCUGGCUUAAUAUACCACCGUUCUCGCUGA
Messenger RNA from Penicillium chermesinum, 2397 nucleotides. RefSeq names its product putative C6 finger domain protein. Bases 1 to 2397 code for a protein of 798 amino acids. Gene Ontology annotation, molecular function: zinc ion binding; DNA-binding transcription factor activity, RNA polymerase II-specific. The transcript is spliced from 5 exons. The record is from RefSeq and is a predicted model, not a curated record. NCBI's taxonomy places the organism in Eukaryota, Fungi, Ascomycota, Eurotiomycetes, Eurotiales, Aspergillaceae. Gene Ontology annotation, biological process: regulation of DNA-templated transcription.